Molecule: messenger RNA, 1496 nt
Organism: Oncorhynchus keta (chum salmon)
Lineage: Eukaryota; Metazoa; Chordata; Actinopteri; Salmoniformes; Salmonidae
Product: sodium channel and clathrin linker 1-like
Exons: 11
Biological process (GO): cilium assembly; clustering of voltage-gated sodium channels
Cellular component (GO): centriole
Source: RefSeq, a predicted model, not a curated record
CAUGGUAGAGAGGAGGCCUCAGAUCGAAGACUCCACCAUCUCCAGUCAGCCCUCAGUCAGCUAGAGGCCAGGUUGAAGGCAGCCACCCAGGAGGCAGAGGGUGUACGCAGGGAGCAGGUGGUGUGGGAGAGGCAGGUGGGGGAGCUGCAGGUCCGCUGUGCCUCUCUGGAGGAGGAGCGCUACGAGGCCUUCUCCAAGGUCAGAGACUCCAUACAGCUGGCUGAGGAGGCCUCUCUACAGAAGGACCAGGCCCUGUUGAGAGAGAAACAGAAAUCUGAGGAGCUGGACAGGAUGAAUGAAGCUGUCAGACAACUGAUCCAGGAUGCUGCCAUACGCACCAGGAAAGAGGUAGAGAAUGUACGUAAACAGUGCAACUCACAGAUCCAUCGGAUGGCUGAGGAGUUGUCGGCUCUACAACUGGAGUGUGCAGAUAAAGAGUCUCAGAUGGAGAGGUCCAUGAGAGAGAUGAGGGCAGUGGAGGAGGAACUGGAGAAGGUGUAUAAGGAGGGUAGAGGAGAGCCAGAGUACAGGAAGAUAGAGGUUCUCCACCAGAGGUCUCUGAAUGCUGAGAGACUGAAGGACGACAUGAACAUCACCCUGCAGAGCACACACAACAAGAUGAAGAAACUGGAGAUGGACUACAGUGAGGAGUUGUCCCGGUGCCAGGAGGAGGUGCGGCGGUUGCAGGGGUCUCUGUCUGCAGCCAGGGAGGACUGCAGCGGGGUCAGCGAGGAGCGGCUCCAGCUGCAGCAGGAGAACAUGCAGCUCCGCAGGGAGAUGGAGGAGCUACGCAAGGCUAGCAUGAUGACCCAGAGGAGAGCUAAGCAGCAGGUUUCCCAGAUGGAGCAGGAGUAUUCCCUAAAGGAGCAGGGUCUGGAAGCCCGGGUCAGGGAGAUGGAGGAAAGCAGUAGGAGCUCCAGUGCUGACCUGACCCGCCUCCUCUCUGCCCAGCAGAAGACCAGCCAGCGCUGGAAGGAGGAGGCCAAGACCCUCACCCUGACCUUCCAGACCAAACUCACCAGCCUCAAGGGUGAGCUGAGUCGACAGAGGCAACGUUGUCAGGAACUGGAGAUCCAGCUGGUGACUGACCACGAGACCAUAGUAGAGUACGAGAGGCAGAUGGCAGAGUAUCAGGAGAAGAACAGUCGUCUCCAGAGGCGUUUGACUCAGGCAGAACAGAAGGCAACUACAGCAUCACAACAGCUGAGUAUAAUGACGUCACAGAGGAGGAAAACAUCGUCCAUGGCAGACCUGGAGUCUCUAUAGCGGUAUGCAGGGAUGUGCCAUGUAAUAAAACUAAAUAUAACAUUUCACUAGCUGUUGGGCUAAUUGGCUACAUUUUCUACUAGCCAGUCUGAAGUGUACUAGCAUCGGGCUAGCUUAAUUUCCAUCCCUGACUGUGUGCAUUGCCAACCAUUUCUACAGAAAUGCCCAUGUCUGUUAUGGAUUUAUACCAUUCACCUUGAUGUCUGUUAUUAAAAUAUAUUUAAAUUCUC